AUGCCAAACUUUGCGAUUCUUAAAGGGGAAUCAAGACACGAGUCGAGCGCCAAACAACAACAAGCAGCCAUGUUCGUGUCAGACAUCCUUGAGAAACUUGCUCUUUCACCUCGUUCAGCGCAUCAGUCUCCACUUUAAAUCAACAGAUCUUUACUUAUUUUGUACAACGAAGGCUUUCCUAAGUUCCUGCUACCAUUUCAAUCUCAAGCAAGCUUUCAAAGUGAACAAUUUGGUUCCUAUGACUAUGCAGCACGGUCGCUGUCACUGGUCGCGUGCUCUUUGACAAGUCAGCGGUCGCGCAUGCUCAUGCAAAAAAGACCCCUGUUGCUGUUCGGUCAUUGCGCGCCACAAUUGUAAUCGUUGGCAACAGUAAAUGAGUGCUCAAUUAACUUACUGUUUUAGUAUAUACUAAAACAAUUGUUCACCUCAGUGUCGGUGGCUAGUGGCAAUUAUUUACCGAGGCGCGCCCUCCACUUCGGUGAAUAAUUGUUAUUUAUUUUUUAAUUAAUUUAUUUGUUUCAUUUUUAAUUCAUUCCUUUUAGAUUUUGUCCUAAAACAUGAAUUUAAUGAAUGAAUCUUACAAACCUUUAUUUUAGAAAACAGGGAUGCCACCAAUGUUUGCUUUGUCAAGUUAGAUGAAGAUCAAGAAGAUUGUAAUUUUGUCGUGCCGCGUGAUCGUGACGGCUGCGACAGUUUGAAGAUUUCUGCAGAUAUAAAUGUCAUGUUAAACAAAGGAUGUGGCUCUAAAGGUAAGCUCCUUGACGACGCACCACCAUCCUGCAACGUGCCUUGUUUCAAGAUCAGAGAGCGGGGGAAAUACUGUUAUAUUUCUACGCGAAACAGCAAUUUCUCGAACAGGGAACACCGAGGAGAAAUUACUGUGAUUUGAAAUUGAAAAAGAGGGUUCCUUGAGUUACGUUAGUAUCAGUAACUGUUUUUUUUUCAAAGUGAGUUUAAUUCUGUCUGUCUGUUUCAUUGUUUUUCUUUAUUUUAUUCUUUCUUGGGCAUAAGUAGAAUACGAGUAGGCCUGUCCAGAUGUUAAUCGACAACUCUCCUACAUACUUUAAAUUAAGCACACUAAUCGACAUUAAGUUUUGCAGCAACCUUCAGGAAAACCUGGGAAAUUACUAUGAUCUGUAAUAACAAAGAUUGCAAGGUACAAGAAAGGGAUGUUCGCAAUGUCUGUGCUUAGAAACUGUUCAUGAGCAACUUUUGACUACAUUUUAGGGACCAUAUGGAGUAAUAUUUCUUCAGUUUAUUAGCACAAUCUGGAUAGACCUUGUUUGCGACUAGUCACGUUCCUUUUUGGUUUUCUAAGAAAGUAAAGCCAAAGAAAAGAGCGCGACGAAACGCCUUUCGUGAGGAGAGAUUUCGCGCGCGUCUCACUACCUCUACGCUUUUCGCCUCGGUUGCUGAAUCGAGAGAAAUUUGCACCAGCUAAGCAUUCAGGCUUCCGGGAAACUGCCCACCUACCCCUCCCCUAAGCCAACAUUUUGCCCUAAAGUGAGAUGUAAGUGAUAAUGUUGACUUAGAAGAGGGGUGGGUGGUUAGUUGUCCAGAAACCUAAUUGAUCCGCGUCGUGCGCCGACCAAUUCCCAGGUGCACACAUCCCAUGAUUUUCUUGCUGAUACGCUUACUCAGGAACCCUCAGUGAUGCCUUUAAUUUUCGCAGGGCAGCGCAGAAUUUAAUGCCUUGUCCACACGUGUCGGGACAUCUUUGAAAACAGCGAUUUUUUUCUCGGUUUCCGAAAAAGUACGCGUACACUCGUAGCGUAUUCGAGUCGUUUUCGUCCGUCCACUUAAAACGGAUAAGUCGGCAUUUUCAAAAAACUCCUCUUUGGGUGCAGUUUUUGAAAACCUGUGUUUUUUGUGGCCCGAAAACUCCGUUUACGUGUGGAAGGAGGGUUAACCCUUUAAACCCUAAGACCAAAAUUGAGAAUCUCAUUUACCGUUCUUAUACUUGUUCAAUAGAAGUAGUGAGGAGAAUUUGUUGAAAUAUCAGUUAGACUCGUCUUCCCUGAUCAUGUACUCAAUUCUCAUGUCCACUCUGUUUUACAUAGCACUGAUAUUACAAGGAGAAAUUUGAUGCUUGUCACUCUUAGGGCUUGAANUUUUCUCGGUUUCCGAAAAAGUACGCGUACACUCGUAGCGUAUUCGAGUCGUUUUCGUCCGUCCACUUAAAACGGAUAAGUCGGCAUUUUCAAAAAACUCCUCUUUGGGUGCAGUUUUUGAAAACCUGUGUUUUUUGUGGCCCGAAAACUCCGUUUACGUGUGGAAGGAGGGUUAACCCUUUAAACCCUAAGACCAAAAUUGAGAAUCUCAUUUACCGUUCUUAUACUUGUUCAAUAGAAGUAGUGAGGAGAAUUUGUUGAAAUAUCAGUUAGACUCGUCUUCCCUGAUCAUGUACUCAAUUCUCAUGUCCACUCUGUUUUACAUAGCACUGAUAUUACAAGGAGAAAUUUGAUGCUUGUCACUCUUAGGGCUUGAAGGGUUAAAACAGAGAAAAAAAUCUUCGUUUUGAAAAAUAUCCGGUAACGUGUUUAGAAACUUAACACUGGAGAGCGAAAACGUUGGCGAAAUUUGAAUAUGUAAGAGUAGCUCAUUUUCAAUUCUGUUUUUUGCGAAGGUAAAUUUUUUGCUAUUUUUUACCCGGCACAACUUUUAUUUACUUAUUGCUUCCUCGGUGAAAACACAUUACUUUUUGCAGUAAACAUCGACACUUCGCGUUCUUGUGCGUCCAGUUUUCUGCUUUCCUCCUUCCUCCGUUCCGACGCUGGAAUCCUGCGUGAGGACGGAGGAAAGCCCCUUAAGUGCCACAAACAGGCGCUUGAAAUAAACUUUCAGGCAAUGGUUUUCUUAAAAGGUGUGGCAAUAGACACUAAGAAUAUCGCUGUUAAUUCUGGGAAGGGUAGUCAUGGUAAAUACGGGCAUGUCACAUGACACCUAAGAUGAUUUUAUGUACGACUUCAUUCUACCAGAGAAAGCAUUCUCGCGAAAAUUAAAGGCAUUCAAUCUACAUUAUCACUAGUAAGAGUUUUAAAAAGGCUCUUGCUGGAUUUAUAAUAAUUUAUUUGGGAUAAAGGGAUAAACUGGAAAUCCUUUACGGACCAAGCUGGAAAUAGUUUUAGUUUACGCCGAAGAAAGACAAAUUGGGAGAUAAUGGGGAUUUACAACAGCACAUACAGACAAAUAUUUAAAAAUAUUUGUUUUCAAUCGUUGUUGUUUGUAUGUGGGGGAUAACAGGGAUCAAAAGACAAGUAGUGGAUAAGAUAAGAAAUAGGUUCAACCUAUCAAGCUUAAGUUUAGUUUAUUUCGCACUAUUCAAGUUGGUACAAUAAGAUCAAUGAUGGCUUACAGAAUCGGUAGGUUAACAAAUGAUGAAAAGUAAAUAUAAUAUACAGGUUUGUUGAUAUGUGCACAGUGACCAAAGUAGCCAAAGCUUGCUUAUCUUAUCCACUACUCAGUUGUCUUUUGAGUUCAAACCCAUUUUUCGGGCAGUGUAAUUCUUGCACGGAUAUGAUAUUUAAAGGGAAUGGGAAAUAAAAAGUAAUCAAGAUAAAUUCAGUUUGAUAGUAAUUUACUGGACAAGGGAUUAUACGUUGAGGUAAUCAAAAGGCGUAAGUCAUUUAACAGUUGUAUGUCAUUAAAGAUAUUAAUAAAAUGAGGUAUUUAAGGGAAAACUACGUCCUGUUAAUUUUGAUUGUCUGUUUUACGCUGGAUUACAGUCAUGUGAUGUAAUCAACAUUCAUGGGUAGGAGAUAUCAGUCGUUUUAAGAUUGUUGUCGCACAAACUUGCGUUCGCUCUAGGGCGAAGGGCAUCCGGAUUCUGGAAUAAGGAAAAUUUUUCUCCUGGAGUCCGGAAUCCUUGGCUUUGGAAUCCGGAAUAAAGCUUACGGAAUCCGGAUUCGACUAAAGAUUGGAAUCCAGAAUCCAAGUUCCAUUGACAAAGGGUGCGUUCCUUAGGGAUGAUCCAGAUAAGGAUCAAUGAUCCGAGAUCACUGGGAUCAUGGUAGAACAAAUGAACUGAUGAAUCCUUGUCCAGAGUGGAUUCAUCGGUUCAUUUGAUCUACCAUGAUCCAAGUGAUCUCGGAUCACUGAUCCUGAUCCGGAUCAUCUCAAAGGAACGCACCCAAAGACUUUGGAAUCCAUUACCUGGGAUCUGGAAUCCGUGGCGUGGAAUCUAUGGGGCGAUAGAAUCGAGAUCCAAAUGCAAAAACAAAUAACAAACAACGAGGUAUCGGGGUUCGAAUCCCCGAAGCGUGCGUGUGUGUCUGUAUUCGGCUUACUAGGGUUUCAGUUGCCUCCCCCCAAUAGACCUCUUUAGCUUGUAAGUUUUGUUUUCUCAUUAAAGGUCCCAGGGCAACUAGACAUACAAAACAUGAUGGUAAAAAAAAAAGGUUUGUUUAUACGUGGGCGCAUUUAUUUGGAAUCAAUAUCCCGAGAAUUUGCAUGAAUACAAGUCGUUGAACCGAUUUAAAUGUAAAUUGGACCGCUUGCAUCCCAGCUUCUUUGAUUCUUUACUAUAAUAUGAAGAUCACAGAUUUAAUAUCUCUGAUGGUUAUUGAUAUAUUUUAAUGCACGGCUAAGCGUGCGUUAAAAGAAAAAUGUUUGAUGUAAACCAGUGCUUGUAUCUGAUACAGCUACUUUAUUGAGUAUGAUAAAAAUGACGAGAUAUUUGAAGCGUAGGUACCAAGAAAAAAAACCGGUUGACGUCAUAAUUGAGCAAACAAACACACAACUGUUUUUGCGACAAUUCAUACUUCAAAAGUACUCAGCAGUGUAGUUUCGUAGCCGAGUUAAAACUUGCGUAAAGGGCCUGCGCUAAAAGUAAUUACAUUCAUUCAGCUCGUCUCGGGAGCUUCAACCUUCCUAUCCAGAACGAGGUUGCAUUUUCAGCGCUGUUUGUAAUGAAUAAAGAACUUUAAUUCAUCCUCGUCCCCAGGCCAAUUCGGCUUGUGCGAGUGAGUGGGGAAGCCUUGGAACCGAGCGCGAUAGUGCUAGCACCGCUGGUAAAAAAGGUAGGUACCGAAAAACUGUUCGACGAAAAUUUUCCCUUUUUUUCGUGAGAAUCAUGGAAUUUUUCGGAUGCAUGAGUCAGAUGUAUCCUUUCGCAACACUUGUGGCUCUUUUUAAAUUGGAGGAACAAACUGUGGUGACCGUUUGUUUUCCUUGCAGAAGCGCCGCCAUUUGUGACUUUAGCGAUUAUUGCUGCGCCUCCUAGGGAGAGACCAUUUUGCAGCUGUGGGCUUAGUACUCUAGCCUUCGAGUGA
This is a messenger RNA of Porites evermanni, 5270 nucleotides long. The record is from the annotation of a GenBank genome assembly. NCBI's taxonomy places the organism in Eukaryota, Metazoa, Cnidaria, Anthozoa, Scleractinia, Poritidae.